AACCGAUAGCAUCUCACACAAGCAGAAGAAUGCCUUCCACCGACGCAUCUACCACUAGCUGCAAAACCGACGAGGCGUGGAUCAAUGAAGUAAGGAAUGAUGUAAAUUUAGCACAACCUAUGGACUAUCCCGAGGGAACAUGCACCAUCUUCAAGGUCCCCGAGCACAUCCGACAGUUGGAUCCUAAAGCCUACGAACCAGUGAUUGCUUUCCUUGGACCGUUUCACCACAACAGCGAUGGGAGUUCCUUCAUGAACUACCACAAGCGGCGAUGUGUCCGGCACCUUCUAUCGCGUCAUCGAAGCCCGGGGCAUGCAAGUCAAUUGUUGAACAAGUGCUUGUUGGAGUUGAAGAAACAGGACAAGAAGGUCCGGAGCUGCUACUCUGAGGAAUUCUCCGCACUGAAUGCCCAAGAUAUGGCAUUGAUCAUGUUGCUUGAUGGGUGCUUCAUCAUUUAUCUCAUGCUAGAAAUGUGUCCUAGGAAGGAAUCGUUGAAUCCAAGAAGGAGACUAGAGUGUGUGAAUGAGACGAGGGAAGGGGAGGUUGUUUUAAAUAUCGACGAGAAGGAUGAACAGCUUGAGGGCCCAACUAUGGCAGGGCUAUUCACUCUUAGUUUAGUGGUUUAUGAUAUGGUGAAGCUUGAGAACCAAAUUCCUUUCUUCGUCAUCCAAUUGGUAUUUGAUCAUCUCAAAGCAUGUGAGGAUGGACAGAUUAAUCUUGUUGACCUUGCUCUCCAGCUUUUCAAGGGCAUCCAUCUCGAGGAAUCCAAAUCAUUCAAGACGAAGUCCCCCGGAGAAUACCAUCAUCUGCUCCAUCUAUUUUAUUCGUCUCGGAUCCCUUCAGAAAAGCCAGCAGAGUCUACAUCUGCACCAGGGGAAGCUGCUCCUUCACAAGGGGCUUCGACAUCUGCACCGACUUCGACAUCUGCAUCAGGAUGUAUUCCUGAACUCAUGAAGGGCCAGUGGAAGAAAUUAGAAGUUGAUCCUUCACGAGGGUCUCCCACAUCUGCACCCAAGUGGAUUCCUAGUGCGACGGAGCUCGACAGGGCUGGGGUGAAGUUCAAGAGGAAGGAACAGGCAGACAGUUUUUUGAACAUAAAAUUCCAGAAAAGGAAGAUGAAGAUCACGCCACUGCUAUGCCUCUGGAAGUUGUGUUUAAUGCUUAGGAGUGGGCGGAUGGAGAUACCACCACUGCAAAUCUAUGACUAUUCCGGUCCUCUCUUCCGAAACCUCACAGCUUUCGAACAGUGCUAUUUCGACACUGAGAUGUACAUUACGAUAUACGCACUCUUUAUGGACUGCAUCGUCGACCAGGCUGAGGACGUGCGGUUGCUCCACUUGAAAGGCAUACUGGAACAUAAGCUAAGCAAUGAUCAAGAAGUGGCGGACCUGUUCAAUCAGUUGGGCAGUCAGAUACACUAUGUUUGGGAAAAGAACUACCUUGCAAAUCAGACCGAGGAAGUAAACAGGUUUUAUGAAGUCAAAUCGCACAAAUGGCUUGCUGCUUUGAGGCGAGACUAUCUUAGCAACCCAUGGGCUACAAUUUCAGUGUUGGCAGCGGCCUUUCUUCUCUUGCUGACUGUCGUGCAGACAGUAUUUUCUGUAUUAUCCUAUGUUCAUGGCCGGCUCAAUCUUUAGACGAAUGAGGCGGUUGCCUAAGGCCCGGCUGAAAGAAUUAAUAAGAAAUCAAAAAUGGAAGGCCCCCUCUGUAUGGAAACAGAAUUAUAUCAGGUUAUGUUGAGCCCAUAGAUGGCUGGCUCACCAUCCAUCCUUG
Phoenix dactylifera (date palm) is the source of this 1773-nucleotide messenger RNA. Lineage: Eukaryota; Viridiplantae; Streptophyta; Magnoliopsida; Arecales; Arecaceae. The record is from RefSeq and is a predicted model, not a curated record.